AUGAGAAUCUGCCUGGAGACCACCUUCUUCGGGGACCAAGGGGACACCAUGCAGUCUUCAGCUCAGCCUCCAUGGCGACAUGCUCUCUUUCCACCUCCCACCGAGGCCUGGCUCCAGAGGGUUUUCUCGGACCCCGAGGCCCAAGGCUGGGGGAUGUAGAGCUGGAACGAAAAGACCCCACUGGAGCAAGAGAGUGGGGAUAGAAAAGAGGAGGAGGGGCCUGGGAAAGUGGAGGAUGAUGAGGAAGAUACAGGCUUCCCUUUGUUUCUACUGGAGAGGGAGGACCUGGCUGAGCACCCAGUACCUGACCAGGAGCUGGAGGCCAUCAAACUGAAGCUUCGGGCCAAGGAGCAGGCCCAGGGGCCAGAGCUGCCCAGGGCGCAGGGUCAGGCCAGAAAAGAGGAGGCAGCUAGGUCUGUGCUGGCCCAGCAGCUACUGAGUCCUGAGACAGGCUGCCCCUGCUCUGGGAUCCCUGAGAAGGUAGAAAUGGGCCACAGAUCCAUCUAUGUGGGCAACGUGGACUAUGGGGUCACUACUGAGGAGCUGGAGGCCUACUUCAACAUCUGUGAGGUCCAGCAGGUCACCAUCCUGCGUAACAAGUUUUCUGGACACCCCAAAGGCUAUGCCUACAUCAAGUUUGCUACUGAGAGGUCAGCCCAGGCUGCUGUGGGCCUGGACAAGAGCAUCUUCCAGAGCCAGGUCAUCAAGGUGCUGAAAAGGUGGAUGGAAGGUCUGUGUGUCAGGAACUUUGCCAAGGUCACCGAGCAGGCCAGGGCAGAGCCAGGCUUGGUGGAAGAAGUUCUGAGCGUGGUCAGGACCAUGAGCAGUGGGGCUGCAGGACACAAAAAUGGCAAAGAACCUGGCUCCCUGACCCCAGAAGGGACUGACACGUCAGCCACAGUCAACUAUUAG
This is a messenger RNA of Eptesicus fuscus (big brown bat), 912 nucleotides long. RefSeq names its product PABPN1 like, cytoplasmic (gene PABPN1L). Gene Ontology annotation, molecular function: RNA binding. NCBI's taxonomy places the organism in Eukaryota, Metazoa, Chordata, Mammalia, Chiroptera, Vespertilionidae. The record is from RefSeq and is a predicted model, not a curated record.